UACUCCCCCCCACUGCGCCCUCCCCUCCCCAGGCACCGGCCACCCACAAUUGGGCCGCGGCCCGGUUGGUGGAGCCGCCCCCCACCCGCCGGGCCUGAGAGGAGCGGAGCCUCCCCUACCAUGGGCGACCCGGCGCAGCCCCCGAGGCCCGGGGUCGGCGUGGGGGUGGUGAUCACCAGCGCCGCGCACCCCGACUGCGUCCUCCUGGGCAAGAGAAAAGGCCCAGUGGGGGCCGGCACCUAUCAGCUCCCCGGAGGCCACCUGGAGUUCGGGGAGAGCCUGGCCGACUGCGCCGCCCGGGAAACGCUGGAGGAGGCGGCGCUGCGGCUGCGCAACAUUCGCUUCGCCUCCACCGUCAACUCGUUUUGCAGCGCCGCGCGGUACCACUACAUCACAGUCCUCAUGAAGGGGGAGGCGGAGCCGGGCACGGAGCCGCGCAACCGCGAGCCCGAGAAGAACGAGGGUUGGGAAUGGGUUAAGUGGGAUGAAUUUCCUCCAGCAGAUCAGCUGUUCUGGGCCUUACGCUGUUUAAGAGAGCAAGGUUACAAUCCCUUUACAGAAGAGCUUGAUCAUCUGAAGGGGUACACAGGAAGUCACCAACUGGGAUAAAAAAAUAAUGGCACAUGAUGUAACAAGCCAAAUGAAAGACAUGCUUUUUGGUGUGAAAAGAGAAAAGCAAACCUCAUGUUCUCUCUGCCCAUGUCAAUAUACCACCCUUUCCAAAGCCAAAAAGAUGCCAGAUGUUUCAGUGCUUUGACCAUAUUUCAUUCUGCAGCU
Messenger RNA from Neopsephotus bourkii (Bourke's parrot), 777 nucleotides. It is a transcript of the gene NUDT15, whose product is annotated as nudix hydrolase 15. The record is from RefSeq and is a predicted model, not a curated record. NCBI's taxonomy places the organism in Eukaryota, Metazoa, Chordata, Aves, Psittaciformes, Psittacidae. Gene Ontology annotation, cellular component: cytosol. Bases 121 to 609 code for a protein of 162 amino acids. The transcript is spliced from 3 exons. Gene Ontology annotation, biological process: dGTP catabolic process. Gene Ontology annotation, molecular function: 8-oxo-7,8-dihydrodeoxyguanosine triphosphate pyrophosphatase activity.